AUGUCUUCGAACUCGUCUAUUCCAGAGACAGAUUCUAAUGGGCUGUCUGGAGUGCCAGGCGAAAGUGAGCGAUGCCCUUCAAAUUCGGAUGACCUUCGUCGAUUGCGUACUGGAAAGCGAGGCAGACCACCGAUUGACCCUUCGCAAAAAGGCGUAGCAGAGAGACGCCGUAACCAAGUCAGGAAAGCACAACGGGCAUACAGAUUUCGGAAAGAGGAAGAAGCUACUUUUCGCAUGAACUACGUGCAGGUACUGGAAAAUCGAAUCAGGCAGAUGAGACAGUCUUUCUUCGAGCUGGCAUCCCACGUCGAAAAGGCCCAAAUUACCCACAGGGAGCCGAAUCGCACAUACGAGCUCCAGAGGAUCAUUCGCGACUUUUUAUCUGCUUCUCAAACCAUCGAGCCUUUCGGCGAGUCACAACACAAUGAUGGAUAUGCCAUCAAUGACUACCCCAGGAGUGACCCCACCCCGUUGAACCCAGUUGUGUCCUCCAAUAUCUACACCUCUUUCCAGACAAACUUGCCAGCACCAGCCAGUGUAGGGCCCCUCGAAACGCCAAUGCCUAUUCAUGCGCCUCCUUUCGGGGAUUAUUUAUUUUUCCCCGGAUCAGGAGCCCCAAUUCCGAGGACUUUCGCCCAGCGACUCUAUUUCACUUGCAUCAAGCGGGCCCACGGCCUGCUCACUAAUCCACACGCCGAUGGGGCUGAAGUUGCCCGCGUGUUUCAGUACUCGUUUCAGUACUCUGACGCCAGCACGAUGAUUUCGACUUUUGACGUCUUGCUACGAACCAACGCCGACUACCGAACAGCAUAUGUGUAUAACUUGGGUGGUGCUGGUAGCCAUUACCAAUACAGGCAGACAGAUCUCGACAUUGUCCAAAAGGUCUCAUUAGGACAAGAGACACCGGCUAAGAGCGACGAUGAAACAUGGUUCGAUCCUCGAGAUAUCGAGGGUUGGCUUGAAGAGAAUGGACUUGUUAUUGGAGGGGCGCAGUCGUUCAUGUAUUUGUCGGACUUCAGGUCCUUCGAACCGUGCAAGGAUAUCACACCAUGCCAAGAAACCGACCCCUUUUUGAUUUCACGGCGGGAUACUAGGCAGAGUGCUAAAGUUCUCAACGUGGACCGAUUUCUUCAAGGUUUGUCAUAUUCCCCGCGUAUCUGUAUUUCAAAGAUUUAUUCCGGAAUGCUGAACAUGCAAUCUGAAUAG
Penicillium daleae is the source of this 1206-nucleotide messenger RNA. Its product is annotated as bZIP transcription factor. The record is from RefSeq and is a predicted model, not a curated record. The coding region runs from base 1 to 1206 and encodes 401 amino acids. The transcript is spliced from 2 exons. NCBI's taxonomy places the organism in Eukaryota, Fungi, Ascomycota, Eurotiomycetes, Eurotiales, Aspergillaceae.